CAGAACACAUUCGUUUAAUAGGACCAACUCUGAAGAUGCUAAAUCCCUUGCAAUUGUUGCAAGAGCUAAAUGAAAGCUCCUCCUUUUUGCAACCUUUGGCCUUCACACUGCUGGCCAUUUUCCUUGUCCUCCUAUACACAUGGUACUCUUCGACUAAAACCACCACCCAAAAAUCAACACAACCACCUUCUCCGCCAAAGCUACCUAUCAUUGGAAACCUUCACCAGAUAGGCUCGUACCCUCAUCGCACACUUCAAGCCUUGUCCCAACGCCAUGGCCCUCUCAUGCUUCUCCACUUUGGAAGUGUCCCGGUGCUUGUUGUCUCUUCAGCUGAGGCAGCCCGGGAGAUCUUGAAAACUCAUGACCUCGCGUUUUCUGAUCGACCCAAGUCCACCAUCUUUGAGAAGCUUCUCUACAACUACAAAGAUGUCGCAAGCGCGCCGUAUGGUGAGUAUUGGAGGCAGGUGAGAAGUAUAUGUGUUUUAAAUCUUUUGAGCAACAGAAGGGUUCGGUCUUUUCGUUCUGUGAGGGAAGAGGAAACCAAAUCCAUGAUCAGAAACAUAAAGGGCUCAUCAUCAUCUGUUUUGAAUCUAAGUGAAAUGUUUGUGAGGCUUACUAAUGAUGUAGUAUGUAGAGUGGCUCUAGGGAGGAAGUACAGUGAAGGAGAAGGCGGGGAAAGUGGGAGGAUGUUUAAGGAGAUUUUAGGGGAGUUCGGUGACUUACUGGGAACUGUUAAUAUUGGGGACUAUGUCCCAUGGCUUUCUUGGUUGAGCCAUGUCAAUGGUUUGGGAGCCAAGUUAGACAAGGUGGCUAAGCAGUUGGAUGACUUUAUAGAUACAGUGGUUCAAGAGCAUAUGAACCACAGUUCAAGGAGUGGAGAUGAUAACCAAGAGGAUUUUUUGGACAUUUUGCUUGCAAUUCAGAAAGAAAACUCGGCUGGCAUUCCUAUUGAUAGAGUUAGCGUAAAGGGUAUCAUCUUGUUCAGUUUGCCAUGGCUGUUAAUGAAAUUGCCUUAGCAAACAUCGUGCACAAGUUCGAUUGGGCAUUGCCCGAUGAAGCAAGUGGGGAGGAUUUAGACAUGACAGAAACCACUGGUUUAACCGCACAUAAAAAAUAUCCUCUCAAAGCUGUUGCUUUUCCACACUUCUAAGUUGAGAAAUAGGGAGGGUAGUUUCAUAUUAUUGUCUAAGGCUCUAAGAGUAUCCACAA
Molecule: messenger RNA, 1209 nt
Organism: Prunus mume (Japanese apricot)
Lineage: Eukaryota; Viridiplantae; Streptophyta; Magnoliopsida; Rosales; Rosaceae
Source: RefSeq, a predicted model, not a curated record